AUUGGUCUCCCGCAAUUGCACGGGCAUUGGACUAGUUUUCUCAUAAUUCCUGCUGCUGCUGCUGCUGCUUCGUUAAAGAACAAAUUGAAAUAACUUCCCGCUUCAAUUCUUCUACACUACGCAGCGCUACGGUUAACAAAACCUAACCCUAAGAGAACAAUGGGUCAUUGCUGGGAUAUUCUCAGACUACAGUUGUUCAGUAUAUUAUUGACAUUUCUAAGCAAGCAAAUUCGUCAAAUGAUGUUCUGGGCAGGCUAUCGGAGUUUGGAUUUUCAACGUCUUCGGGAACCCGUUCUUUCGCUGAGGAACUUUUUUCUAGAGUACCCCAUAAACAAUCUGGUUUAAAUAAUUAUCAAAAGCAAGAAAGGGAAGCCGCUAUGCUGGCAAGGAAGCAGACAACAUAUGCAAUAUUGGAUGCUGAUGAUGAUGACAACAACAAUGGUGAUGCCACUACUUCUGGACAGACAUCCUCAAUUACUGUUGCCACUGAACGUAGAAGAGAUGAGUCACAUAAGAAGCGAUUUAGGAAAAAGAUUGAAAGUGAAGAGGAUGAAGACAAUGAGGUCUCACAAGUGGUAAAUGAGAGAAAGGUUAAACAGAGGAUUUCCCAAGAUGAAGAGGAUGGUUCAGAGUCAGAGGAGGAAAGAUUGCAGGAUCAAAGGGAAAGGGAACAGUUAGAGCAAAAUAUAAGAGAACGCGAUGCUGCUGGAACUCGAAAUCUGACAGAGCCAAAGAUAACAAAGAAGGAGGCAGAAGAGGCAGUGCGAAGAUCACAUGCUUUGGAGGAAAAUGGAAUUGGCACUCUGAGAAACGUGUCUAGGCAAGAAUAUCUUAAGACAAGAGAGCAAAAAAAAAUGGAAGAACUCAGGGAUGAUAUAGAAGAUGAACAAUAUCUAUUUAAUGGUGUAAAGCUUACUGAAGCAGAAAAAAGUGCUCUAAGUUACAAGAAGCAAAUGUUUGAGCUUGUACAGAAGUCGUCAGAAGAUGUAGAUGAUACUACUGUGUAUAGAAUGCCAGAUGCAUAUGAUGAUCAAGUUAGGGGUGUUAAUCAGGAGAAGAGAUUUGGUGCGGUUCAUCAGCGUUAUGGAGAUGGUGGUUCCAGUAGCAAAAUGAACCCCUUCCGAGAACAGGAGGAAUGGGAAGAAUAUCAGAUUGGGAAAGCUUCUUUGAAGUUUGGCUCAAGGAACAAAAAACAGAUCUCUGAUGAUUAUCAGUUUGUGUUUGAAGACCAGAUUGAGUUUAUCAAGGCAUCAGUGAUGGAUGGUGACAAGUUUGAUGGUCAAUUACCAGCUGAUUCCCUAGAUAUUGCUAUGGAAAAAUCAGCUAUGGAGAAGAUUCAGGAGGAUCGAAAAAGUUUACCUAUAUACAAAUUCCGAGACGAUCUACUUGCGGCUAUUGAGAAGUAUCAGGUUCUUGUUAUAGUAGGAGAAACCGGUUCAGGGAAAACCACACAGAUACCACAAUAUCUUCACGAAGCUGGUUACACCAAGCGUGGAAAGGUCGGCUGUAUGCAGCCAAGGCGGGUUGCAGCUAUGAGUGUUUCUGCCAGGGUUUCCCAAGAAAUGGGCGUCAAGCUUGGGCAUGAGGUUGGCUACUCCAUUCGUUUUGAAGACUGCACUUCAGAAAAGACUGUAUUGAAAUACAUGACCGAUGGAAUGCUCAUGCGAGAAUUCCUUGGUGAGCCGGAUUUGGCAAGCUACAGUGUAGUAAUGGUGGAUGAGGCUCACGAGAGAACUUUGUCGACCGACAUUCUGUUUGGACUAGUUAAGGAUAUAGCCCGGUUUCGUCCUGAGUUGAAGUUGCUGAUCUCAAGUGCAACGCUUGAUGCUGAGAAAUUUAGCGAUUACUUUGAUGGAGCUAAUAUUUUUAAAAUUCCUGGCAGGAGGUUUCCUGUUGAGAUACACUACACAAAGUCACCAGAAGCUGAUUAUCUAGACGCAGCAAUUGUAACUGCCCUUCAAAUCCAUGUGACACAGCCACCUGGAGAUGUUUUAAUUUUCUUCACAGGUCAAGAGGAAAUAGAGACGGCUGAGGAGAUUUUGAAGCAUAGGACCCGAGGUUUGGGGACCAAAAUUGCAGAACUUAUCAUCUGCCCUAUAUAUGCAAAUUUACCAACUGAGCUUCAGUCCAAAAUAUUUGAUCCUACACCAGAAGGGGCCCGGAAGGUUGUCCUUGCAACCAAUAUUGCCGAAACAUCUUUAACAAUUGAUGGGAUAAAGUAUGUCAUUGAUCCUGGCUUUUGCAAGAUGAAAUCAUAUAACCCUAGGACAGGGAUGGAAUCUUUGUUAGUAACACCUAUUUCUAAAGCUUCAGCAAUGCAACGCGCUGGCCGCUCUGGUCGAACAGGUCCAGGAAAGUGUUUCCGGUUGUACACUGCCUACAAUUUCCAACAUGACUUGGAUGACAAUACGGUACCGGAAAUACAAAGAACAAACUUAGCUAAUGUUGUCCUCUCAUUGAAGAGUCUUGGAAUUCACGACUUGCUAAAUUUUGAUUUUAUGGACCCCCCACCAUCCGAGGCAUUACUAAAAGCCUUGGAACUCUUGUUUGCUCUAAGUGCACUAAAUAAACAUGGUGAGCUGACCAAAGUUGGUAGAAGAAUGGCUGACUUUCCACUCGAUCCCAUGCUAUCUAAAAUGAUUGUUGCUUCUGACAAGUACAAGUGUUCAGAUGAGAUAAUUUCUAUUGCUGCGAUGCUUUCUAUCGGAAAUUCAAUAUUCUAUCGUCCAAAAGACAAACAAGUUCAUGCUGACAAUGCCAGACUGAAUUUCCAUACUGGUAACCUGGGGGACCAUAUAGCUCUUCUGAAGGUGUAUAGCUCUUGGAAAGAAACUAACUACUCAACACAAUGGUGUUACGAGAAUUAUAUUCAGAUUUCUUUGGGCAAAAGGCUCGAUGUUUCCCUUUGACUAUUAUCGGAAAACUAUUUAACUCUUUGAAAUAUCAUUUAGACUAUUAAAACUUUAAAAUAGUCGAAGCCAAAUUAAACAACUCAUAUUUCUUUUAACACAUAUUAGACCAUAUGACAUGUUUAGGCUAUUUUUUAAAAAUAUCUAAAUGAAAAUGUUGUUUGGCCAAAAAAACAGAGAAAAUGAAAUCGAACCAUAUUGUCGUUUGGCCAAGUAAAAUUCUGCCCCACCCUAAAUAAUAUUUUUGGUUCCGCCACUACCCAAAGAACUCAUCUCAAUUAUAAACACAAAACAGAUGAUCUAGUCUCACAAAAAAUAAAUAAUAAAAAUGAUAUUAAUUGCAAGAGGUUGUCUACAUUCAAAGUAAAGCUUACUUUGUUCAUUUUUCACCAUUGGAUGAGUUAUUUUCACUUUCAUCGGGUGGUGAAAAUAACAAAGUAACUUAAAAACAAAGUAACUUAAAAACAAAGUAACUCUAGAAAAAUCCUAAUUUCAACUAAGAAAAGGAUACCUCUUCAUUAUAAAAGCAAUUUGGCACAACAACAUAAUUUUUUUGUUUAAUAAAUGUUCUUCUUCGUAUCUACAUUUGUGAGACUAUAUAUUUAUUUCUCCGGGAUGGAAAUUGUGGCUGUAUCUGAAUUUCGAGCUGGUUGCUGAACUUGUCUAUUGCUGUAUAAUGUGUCCUGUUCUCAUGAAAAUGUGGCAUGCAUGUUCAACCCCCUAAAUUCCCUUAGAUUGCAAUUUA
Messenger RNA from Mercurialis annua (annual mercury), 3654 nucleotides. RefSeq names its product pre-mRNA-splicing factor ATP-dependent RNA helicase DEAH1-like. The coding region runs from base 378 to 2909 and encodes 843 amino acids. Gene Ontology annotation, molecular function: RNA binding; ATP binding. The record is from RefSeq and is a predicted model, not a curated record. The transcript is spliced from 24 exons. NCBI's taxonomy places the organism in Eukaryota, Viridiplantae, Streptophyta, Magnoliopsida, Malpighiales, Euphorbiaceae. Gene Ontology annotation, cellular component: intracellular anatomical structure; catalytic step 2 spliceosome.